AUGCUGCAUUUGGUCAAGACCAUUAGCUAUGACCAUACGAAACGCAGCAUUCAUUUCCACACUUUCGACCGAGCAACGGCCCGUCGGUUCCAGGACACCCAAGUUCCGUUCAAGCGAGCCGUUUACAGGCUUCGGAACCCGCAUCAGCCGGAUACAGGAUCGAUAUGGGCCAGGCAAUUGGGCAACGACGGUGUACGGACGGACACGCAGCGAGAAUAUGUGGUGGACAUCUUCAAUGUACCCCGGUGCACGGAUGUUGGGCGCUUAAAUGCGUACCUACAGGCGCACAUUAAGGCAGACAUUGAGUUUGAAAACCUAGAUGUCUAUUAUCCGGAAUCCAGAUCUUCAGUAGUGUGGAGACUUACGAUGAAGACAGCUGAAUGCCCGGAAUUUUUGCGGGGGAUAGUGCGAGUAAUUUGGUAUGGUCGGCCACUGGUGCUUAAACAUCCAGCAGUUGGAAACCGUCUGCAGUGUCUCCAAUCAACUCAAGGGAGAAGGCAGCCGCGUAGCGAGUGA
This is a messenger RNA of Phytophthora infestans T30-4, 516 nucleotides long. RefSeq lists its product as uncharacterized. The transcript is spliced from 2 exons. NCBI's taxonomy places the organism in Eukaryota, Oomycota, Peronosporomycetes, Peronosporales, Peronosporaceae. The record is from RefSeq and is a predicted model, not a curated record. Bases 1 to 516 code for a protein of 171 amino acids.